Messenger RNA from Heterotrigona itama, 1836 nucleotides. The record is from the annotation of a GenBank genome assembly. Lineage: Eukaryota; Metazoa; Arthropoda; Insecta; Hymenoptera; Apidae.
AUGACUUUUGAUUCGAAAGAAGAACGAUAUUUCUAUUACAAUAGUUUAGCCAUUUUAUUAAAAGCUGUAGAAAAUGAACGCACGACAAUAGAUCUUCGAAACGAAGCUUCAGUUUACGGAACUAUAGAGCACGCAGAUGCUUACAUGAAUAUUGUAAUGAGAGAUUGCGUCUUCACAGAUCCUAGAGGGCAUUCAUACAGUUACACCAUGUUCUUUGUGCAAGCAAGAAAUAUUCGUUUCGUUCAUAUUCCACCAAAAAGUAUUUUGAGAUACAACACUAGUGAUAAAUUAAAAUUUUUCACACAUUUUCGAAUUCCUACAAAUUUGAAAUAUUUUAAUACAACAGCAUCAAUUACUCCAUCAACACAAGUUAACAUGAGUGUAUUUAAGUUCCUUGAUUACGACUGUAUUGGAUUUGACUUGGACAAUACGCUUUUGCAUUAUAAUGUGACAAACAUGGUACAUUUGAUAUAUGAAACUGUAGCUAAUUAUUUAGUAACAGAAAGAGGUUAUGACUCUAAAUAUUUAUUAAAACCAUUAGAAGAUAAAGACAUAGACUUUAUUCAGAAAGGAUUAUUCUUAGAUUUUGAAAGAGGAAAUAUACUUAAAAUAAAUGCUAAUGGUAUAAUUCAAAGAGCAUGUCAUGGAACUAAUUUAUUAAGUAUUGAAAAGAUUAAAGAGAUAUAUCCUGAACAGAGAUGGGAGGCUACAGAUGCUUUUUGUAAUGACAUGUUAUCUACAUGGAAUGGUCCUUUAUCAAUGAAAAUGAGAAGUUUAUUAGAUUAUUUUGAUAUCUCCUCAUCUCUUAUUUUUGCAAGGUUAAUAGAUGCGUUUGAUAAAGAACAAGGAGGCCCUCUUGAUGAAUAUAAUAUUUGGCCUGAUAUGCUAGAUGGAUUGAUUGAAAUGUUUAACAGAGAUCAUUUUAAGAUAGAUAAAGGCCACUUUUUUCCUAGUCUCAGAGAGAAUCCUGAUAAAUAUAUGUAUAAGUGUUCUGCAAGAACUAUUACUUGGCUUCAAGAAUUGAAAAAACAUUGUAUUACUUUCCUUAUUACGGGAUCAAAUGUAGAUUUUGCUGAUUUCACUGCUACUUAUGCUCUUGGAGAAGAUUGGAAAUCUCUAUUUGAUAUUAUUAUUUGUUAUGCAAAAAAACCUGCUUUCUUUACUGAAAAACGUCCAUUUUUUAAUAUUGUAAAUAAAGAAGAAGGUAAUAUCAUAGAAAGCAAAGAUUUAAAACGAGGUGGUAUAUAUAGCCAAGGUAAUUGGAAAGAACUUACUGAAUUUCUUGAAAAUAUAUCUGGGAGACAAAAUCCUCGUUAUUUGUACGUAGGUGAUAAUCUUUUGCAAGAUAUUUAUGUACCAAAUUCAUAUGUACAAUGUGAUACAGUGGCUAUAAUCGAGGAACAAAUGUCUGAAGGAAUGGUUCACCAAAAAUUAUCACAUCCAGAUGAGAAAGUAUUAAAUUCAACACUUUGGGGCUCAUAUUUUUGUUUAAAAGAUUCUAAAGUUAAUAUGAACUCAUUAUGGGGACAUGUUAUUAAAAAAUAUUCAAAACUUUGCAUACCUGAAAUAGAUUUAAUAGCUCAACAGCCAUUAGAAAAAUCUUAUUUGUGCUUCAACGAAGAAAAAUAUAAUGGAUAUUAUCCUGCAGUACCACUUACUAUCAAGGAACAGUUGCAACGUUUGGUAGGGCACAAGAGAGAUUUAACACGUACUAAACGUACAUUUAAAACAAAACGUGCUGAGCAAAAGCAACAAGAGGGACUAGCAGCAGUGGAGAAAAUUUUAGAAAAUAGAAAAAAGAGAGACCAAAGAUUGAAUGAAAAUAAAACUGAUUAA